AACCUGGGGCCUCAAGGCCACAUGUGGCCCUCUAGGUCCUCAAGUAUAUAGCCCUUUGACUGAAUCAGUGAGGCUGCAGGUUCCCCACCCUUGGUUUAGAGAAUGCUGAUUUGUAAUUGAUCCAGAAGAGAAUAUGCAAGGGGCAGUUAGAAAUGUAGAGCAGGACCUCAGGGGAAAGUUGGGUGUAUAUGCAGAAAUUUGGAAGUUAUUUCAUAGAUGUAGUAAUUGGAACCAUGGGAGCUGAUGAGAUCUUCAUGGUAAGAUAUAUAGAGAGGUGAAGGGCUAGUACUUUAGGAAACAUUCAUUUAAUGGACAGGAGGAAGAUGAAGAACCAACAUGAGAUAGAGAUGGCAAAAAGGAGAGCUAUCAGAAAAGAUGAAGAGGUGAAGGAAAGAGGGUCUUUUUUUAGCCUUUGUGUCCUAGAUGUUUUUAGACUGAGGUAAAAAGGAUCCAAUUGAGAGGGGAGAGAUUGAACAUACAUUAGAGAGAAGGGAUGAUUGCUGGAGCAAGGUUCCCAGUCAAUGAGGUCAAGGGUACAUGUUUUAAAGUGAUUAGGAUCAAAGAGUUACUAUGAACUCCUACCCUUCCCCUCCUCACCUCAAAAUGUUUGAAUGUCCUCCCUCACCCCAUCCUUCCCUCUUAUGGCAGAGGUUCCUAAGCUGGGGUCCACAGGUUCCCAAGGAGCCUAUGGAUAGAUUUCAGGGAGUCUGUGAACUUGGAUGGAAAAAAUCAUCUUUAUUUUUACCAACCUCUAAUUGAAAUUGAAACAAAAACAUUAUUACAGUCUCUAGAUCUCACCAGAGUGGCAAAGAGGUCCAUGACACAAGUUAGAGCUCCUGCUUUUGUCUCAGAAGACAAGGUAGCCCUCUUUGCCAAUGUCAAGUUCCUUGAGAGCAGGGGCUUUUAUUUUUUUAUAUUUGUAUCUGUCUUUAGUGUCUGGCACAUAGUAGGAACUUCAUAAAUGUUUGUUGCUUGCUUGAUAAAUAAUGUAGGAAAUAACAUCAUCGUUGGAAUUCGGAGCUUAAUGUUUGGAACAACAGCUGUGAGGAAUGUGUUAGAGUCGGCAAGAAAUGAAUAAAAGAGAUGUUGUGCAGCAGUAAGGCCACAGCUGGGGUUAGAGAGUGCAUCUGUAAGUUAACCUAGUUGGCUUGGCUUUGUGAAUAAGCAGGGGCCCAAGGAGAAGGUACUCAGAGUUGGCAGUUAGAGAAGCAGUAAUGUCAGAAAGUUAAUGGUGCAAGGCAUAGAGGGAGAAAAACCUUGUUAAAGAUGGCUGACCUAGACCUCACCAUCCCAUAGCCUAUGUUGUUCAGUCUUGUUGAUUUUACCUGUGCCAAAUCUUUUGAGUCUGUCCACCCACCAUGCUAGCUGUCAUCACUUCUUUCCUAGACUCUUCUGAAAUUGGACAUUCUCCCUGUGACCAGUCUUUCCUCUCUUUUAUCCACCCUUCACUCAACUGCCAAGGCAAUAUUCCUAAAACAGAGUUCAGCAUUUUGUCCCCUAAUUCAGAUAUUUUCAGUGGCUCCCUUUAGUCUUCAGAAGAAAACUUUCUUCCACCUGGCAUUUAACACUGCAAUAUGGCUCCCACCUCCCUUUUCAGACUUCUUUUGCAUUACUCUCCUUUCUUAUCACUUAAAAAAUAUAUAUUACUUUAUAUUACUCGCUUUCUUCUAAGCUGGCCUGUUAGCUAUUCCUGACACAUGACAUCAUUCCAUCCCCUACAUGUGUGCUUCCUUUUCACAUCCCCCUAGCUUCCUUCCAAAGUAUACUUCAGACGCCACCUCCUGCAUAAGAGCUUUUCUGGUUCCCCCGUUGUGUUUUUUCAUUCUGUAGCUAAGAUUUUAUUAUAGCUGAGAUUUCUUGUUUGAUCAUCAUUAUACAGACACAAUGAACAUUUGUACAUUUUUAAAAUGCUAGUAUAAAGAAUCUAAAAACCAUGUAGUUGUAAUCUUAAAAAAAACACUACACAUUAUUUUAGUUUCUUCCCAUUUCUGAGUUUGGAGGCAGCUGUCCCUAAAAAGAGGGCAUCUAAUACCAAUAUCCUGAAUUUGGAUAGCCAUUAGGUCUUUUAUAAACAAAAGUACUACUAAUGAUUUAGUAAAAAUCAUACACACAGGUUUUCCAAUCUUUUAUAGCACAUUCACAAAAUUACUAGAAAAAAUUGUACCACUAUACUACCAAAAUUUUACAAAUAGUAAACUAUUCUGAGUGGGAAAUCCAAUGUCAGGGAGCAGUUUUGUUUAUGAAACAAUUCUACAGAAAAUAAGAUGUAUGCAUAAAACAGGUAAUUAAAAUACUAAGAUCUUUAAAAUUCAUGAUCAUGACUCCAAAUUGGAAUUUUUGCUUUUUUCAUUUAAUGCAAUAUAAAAGCUGUCUAUGGGAUGUUAAACCUAGCCACAAAACAGCCCUUAACCAACAUUCCAUUAAUUUCUGGUACUAUAGAAGAAUAAAUAACCAGUACAUGGAAACCUUCUAAAAAAGGCAUUUUUACUUGUCCAAAUAUUUUUUAAAGGCAUUCUAUGAAAUUCUCUGUUUCUUAAACAUGUUUCUAGAGCCAAUAAAAAGCUUGGAUUUAUAAAAGAAUUGAUUAAAAAAUACAAGAAGGGAGGUGACAGGUACAAGUGUUAAAAAUACUCAGUGCUUAUUCAGGUUUAUGAAGGUGAGAGAGCAAUGACAAAGGAUAACAACUUGCUUGGCAAAUUUGAACUCACAGGAAUCCCCCCAGCACCCAGGGGUGUUCCUCAGAUUGAAGUAACAUUUGACAUUGGUGCAAAUGGCAUCCUCAGUGUUUCUGCUGUGGAUGAGAGCACAGGCAAGGAGAACAAGAUCACCAUCACCAGUGACAAAGGACGUCUGAGCAAAGAAGACAUUGAGUGCAUGGUCCAGGAGGCUGAGAAAUACAAGGCUGAGGAUGAGAAGCAGAGAGACAAGGUGCCUUCUGAGAAUUCUCUGGAAUCUUACGCUUUCAACAUGAAGGCCGCUGUAGAGGAUGAAAAACUGCAAGGCAAGAUUGGGGAUGAAGACAAACAGAAGAUCCUUGACAAAUGUAAUGAAAUAAUCAGCUGGCUGGAUAAGAACCAGACUGCUGAGAAGGAAGAAUCUGAGCAUCAGCAGAAAGGACUGGAGAAGGUCUGCAACCCCAUCAUUGCUAAGCUGGACCAGCGUGCAGGGGGCGUGCCAGGAGGCAGAGCAGCCCCAUCUGGAGGUGCUUCUUCUGGACCCACCAUUGAAGAGGUCGACUAAACACACCAGUAGAAAGAGCAUUCCACGCAGCUUUCCAGAAAUUGAAGGACUCAAAUUUGUAGCCGAGGCAGUAGCAGUUUAAAAGUAACAUUUAAGCUACUGUAUAAAUCUGGGCAUUCUGAAUACUUGAAUGUGUGCAGAGGGAGAGAAGUGAGCAACAUUGCACUUUAUCAGUACUGUAAACAAGUGGAAAUGCAAUUCUUG
Molecule: messenger RNA, 3444 nt
Organism: Trichosurus vulpecula (common brushtail)
Lineage: Eukaryota; Metazoa; Chordata; Mammalia; Diprotodontia; Phalangeridae
Product: heat shock cognate 71 kDa protein-like
Exons: 1
Coding region: 2668-3240 (190 amino acids)
Biological process (GO): vesicle-mediated transport; protein refolding; cellular response to unfolded protein
Cellular component (GO): cytosol; nucleus; cytoplasm
Molecular function (GO): misfolded protein binding; ATP binding; heat shock protein binding
Source: RefSeq, a predicted model, not a curated record